UAACCGAGUCAGCAGAAAAAUUGAAUAACGAAUGAGGCAAAAAAUGCCGAGAAAUCUAAAAUUUUCUUCACUUUUUUCAAUCGACGAGGCAAUCACUUAUUGAAAAUGCGAAACAAAUAAACCCGUCAAACCUCUAAAAACAUCUGCUAUUAAUAAAUACGUUUAAGCAGUAGGAUGGCGAAGAUAAAAGACGAUAGUGAACAAGCUGUCGAUAGUGAAGAAGGCACGACCAGUGAAGACGAACCACAUAAAGUGUCAUGGAAUGUAAACAAAAGGUUCUUUUUACAUGAUAAUAACCUCGGAAAAAAUGCCGCUAGCUUAGCUAAAUGUUUUGACAAACAGAAGAGGAAGAAUUUUGAAAUGCUUUCAUCGAUAUCAAAGGAAGCAAAGCUUAUUAAACUUCCAUUAGAGAUAGUUGAAGCUGCUGCUAAGAGUAAAGUUAAGAAAAAACAAUUAGAUAAUGAAGAAACAUUAUGUAAUGCCUAUACUAAAGUACUUAGACAAAAGAAAAAGAGCGAAAAGAAGAAAAGUGUUUCUACAUCUCAUUUUCAAUUAGUUUUUCUGGAUGAAGCAAUGAAUGGAAACAAGAAAGUUCCAGAAAAAGCAAAUAUGUUUCUACAAUCUCAUUUUUAUGGUGGAAGAUUUGACAGAUUGCCAGGUUUAAACGAAUCAACUGUUCAAUGUAAGAAUAGUGGGAUUAUUAGGCCUGCUUUAAAGUUUAGAAAAUCCUAAUGCUUGUAUUAAUAUCUUUAAUUGUCAAAUCUAAGGAGAUAUACCAUUAUGAACAAGUGUUUUCUUACAAAAUUUUGAAACAACUAUCAAUUAAAAUUUAAAAUUAUUUAAGUUGUUCUUGAAUGUAAACCUUUCAAUAAUAUCAUUGUAAUUUCUAUCA
Messenger RNA from Xenia sp. Carnegie-2017, 892 nucleotides. RefSeq lists its product as uncharacterized. The record is from RefSeq and is a predicted model, not a curated record. Lineage: Eukaryota; Metazoa; Cnidaria; Anthozoa; Malacalcyonacea; Xeniidae. The transcript has a single exon. The coding region runs from base 175 to 732 and encodes 185 amino acids.